AUGGAGCUCGAUUUUUUACUUGAUGCACAUGAUGAUGGGAAGCUUGGUGUUCAGAUGAAGUCUGAUGAGAAGGAGCUCAUGGGUAAGCCUUUGACGAAGCGUGUCAUGGAGACAUGGCUCCCCGCAAGUACUGCUCUACUAGAGAUGAUGAUCUUUGACCUUCCUUCUCCCCACAUCGCACAGAGGUAUCGUAUUGAGAACUUGUAUGAAGGUCCCCUCGAUGAUCAGUAUGCCACUGCUAUUAGAAACUGUGAUCCUAACGGUCCCCUUGAUGGAGCUCCUUGGCGUUGGUGA
Molecule: messenger RNA, 294 nt
Organism: Eruca vesicaria subsp. sativa (arugula)
Lineage: Eukaryota; Viridiplantae; Streptophyta; Magnoliopsida; Brassicales; Brassicaceae
Source: the annotation of a GenBank genome assembly